AUGAAUAAGAUCAGUUGUUUUGUUUAAAUCUAUUCCUUUGAUGCUAAUGAUUAAAACUAGGAUUGUAUAAGUUUUGUUAUUAUUUUAGGUUGGAAUAUCACAAAUUUGCAAAUCGCAAUGUUCAGAACUUGCAACUUCGAAUUCAUUUUUGGUGGCCCCAAGAGUUUUGGAAUGAAUACUUAGAUUACAAGAUUUUUUAAUGACCUUGAUCCUCAUCACAUGUUGAAAAUUGAAAUAGAGCUAUGGAUGUAAUUUUGAUCUUUAACUUUUAGAAUAGAUAAAUGGACUUUAGAUUCAAUAAACAUUGAAAUUGAUAAUACUUUGUAUUUCUAAAAAGCUUAUCGACAUUCUGGUUUAUUCCCUGAUUAUUGUGGUACUGGGAGCUUGUAGGAUGAUGAUGAUGAUGAAUCUAUUUAUAAUGAUGAACUUGAUUCAAUAUAGUUUACAAUUCCUCAUACAAAAAGAAGUGCUUGGGUACAUAUUUAUACAUAAUAUAUAACUAAUGAGAAUGUAAAACUGAAAUUUUAUAAAAGUAAUCAUGGGGCAUUAAAACAUUUAAAUUAAGUAUAGAGAAAUGUCCAGAUGAAUGCCUUGCAUGUUCAGAUAAUGAAUAUCCAGAAUGUUUAAAAUGGCUCAAACAUACAUAAUCUUUUUAAUAAUCUUUAAUUAGUGGAUUUGAUUAAUGGGAUGAAUUGGGAUUUCCAUUAAAUAUUUGGUAAUCAGAUUAAUGCUCAAAUUGUGAUUAUAUUUAUGGUAUGAAAUUUAGAAGACGUCUAUAUUUGUAAAAAAAAUAAUAAAUCCUUUUAAGAUUAUUUAAAUUUGAUACAAAUAAUUUUUAAAUUUGCUUAAAUAAUAAUUAAUACAAAAUUAUUUACAAUUAAAAUGGGCAUAUAGAAAUUUUGAUAGAUGAUUGGAAAGGUUUAAUAUCAGAGAUUCUAAUUGAAUCCUUAUAAACGGAAUUAUAUAUAAGAGAUAUUGAUAUUUAUGUAGCCGAUUUUGAGGAAAAUUUUAUUGUCUCUUUCCUUCCUGGUUGCAUGUUUUUUAUUUAAGAAAUAUGUAAUUAAUGUUAUAAAGGUUGGAAUUUUAUUGAACUUAAUAAUAUUUGUUAACCAUAAUGUGGUGAUAAACUUAUAGUAGGAGAGGAAUAAUGUGAUGAUGGAAAUGAUAUAUCUUAUGAUGGAUGUUUUGAAUGUAAAUUUUAAUGUGAUCAAAACUGUCUUGUAUGUUAAUUUGGCAAAUGUUUGGAAUGUUUAAGCAAUUUUGAAUUAAAUGAUGAUUAUUAGUGUUUACCUGUUUGUGGAGAUUAAUUUUUAGUUCCAUAUACAAAAGAAAAAUGUGAUGAUGGUAAUAAUUUAGAAGGUGAUGGUUGCUAUAAUUGUAAUUUUGAAUGCGAUUAGGGUUGUAAUAUUUGUUAUUUGAAGAAAUGUUUAGAAUGUUAAAGAGGAUUUCAAUUAAUAGAUAAUUAAUGCAAUCCUUAAUGUGGAGAUAAGAUUGUAAUUAUUGAUUUUGAAGAUUGUGAUGAUGGUAAUUUAAUACCAUUUGAUGGAUGCUUUGAAUGCAAAUUCUAAUGUUUUGAAGGUUGCAUCAACUGUUAAGAAGGAAAAUGUAAUGAUGAUUAAUGUGAAUAAGGAUAUAGAUUAAUUGAAAAUGAAUGUGUUUCAAUUUGUGGUGAUUAAUAUGUCACUUUAUAAGAAGAGUGUGAUGAUAGUAAUAAUAUUGAAUAUGAUGGCUGUCACAAUUGUUAAUACUAAUGUCCUUUGAAUUGUUUUGAUUGUUAUUAAGGUUAAUGUCUUAUUUGUGAUCAAUAAUAUGAACUUAUAAAAACUGGUUAAUGUUAAGAAAUUACAAUUUUAUUUGAGGAAAAUGAUAUAGUUAUGUGUUAUGAUGGAAAUGAUUUACCGAAUGAUGGUUGUUAUAAUUUUAUGGUUGAAUUCAAUUGGGUAUGUUCAGAGUAUUCAAUAGAUAUUCUUAGUUAAUGUACUUUUAAUGUAAAUCCAAAAUUAAUACUUACAUUUUUAAAUUAUACAUCAGAUAUAUAAUAUGUAAGGAUUUAAUUUAAUGAAUAAGUUAUGA
Molecule: messenger RNA, 2073 nt
Organism: Paramecium pentaurelia
Lineage: Eukaryota; Ciliophora; Oligohymenophorea; Peniculida; Parameciidae
Source: the annotation of a GenBank genome assembly